This is a messenger RNA of Blumeria graminis f. sp. triticale, 2808 nucleotides long. Lineage: Eukaryota; Fungi; Ascomycota; Leotiomycetes; Helotiales; Erysiphaceae. The record is from the annotation of a GenBank genome assembly.
AUGAAUACUCAAGAAUCUAAUGGCUCGCAAAGCUUACAUUCGGAUGAGUCCAAUGAAAAAGUUACCACCCUUCUAACCAACCAAUCUCUGCCUCCGCUAAAACCUCCACUCAUACCUGCAGACGUAUAUGCAGAUACCCUUGCUCGCGCACCUGCAGAUGACGAUGAGGAAGACAUGAAUGCUCUCAUCGACGAACUCGAAUUAGAAGAUGGAAUUGCUGAAGAAGACGAGGAAGAGGUCGACGACACGUCCGGUGGUGGACGCGUUGUGCCUGAAGAUCAAUUACAAACAGACAGUCGCGCCGGCUUAACAGAGUCUCAAGUUCUUGUUCGACGCAAAAAGUAUGGACUCAAUCAGAUGAAAGAGGAAAAAGAGAAUCUUAUAAUAAAAUUUUUUGGCUACUUUAUUGGCCCGAUCCAAUUCGUUAUGGAGGCAGCUGCUGUCCUCGCCGCUGGACUACAGGACUGGGUAGAUUUCGGUGUCAUUUGUGCCUUGCUUCUUCUUAACGCUGCUGUUGGCUUUAUACAAGAGUUCCAGGCUGGCUCCAUCGUCGAAGAAUUAAAAAAGACGCUUGCACUCAAAGCCCUUGUACUAAGAGAUGGUCAAUUAUAUGAAGUCGAGGCAUCUGAAGUUGUUCCCGGAGAUAUUCUCCAGGUUGAAGAGGGCACGAUUAUUCCAGCUGACGGCCGAAUUGUAACCGAUAAUGCUUUCUUACAAGUAGAUCAGUCCGCCAUAACGGGUGAAUCUUUAGCGGUUGAUAAACACAUUGGUGACUCCUGCUACGCAUCAUCCGGCGUUCGCCGUGGUGAGGCUUUUAUGAUUAUUACAGCGACUGGGGACAGCACAUUUGUUGGUCGUGCUGCAGCCCUUGUGAAUCAAGCUUCAAGUGGAACCGGCCAUUUUACCGAAGUCUUAAACGGAAUUGGGACAGUUCUAUUGAUCCUGGUUAUUUUCACCCUAUUAGUCGUCUGGAUCUCAUCAUUCUAUCGAUCCAAUGACAUCGUCGUUAUCCUCGAGUACACUCUAGCCAUAACAAUUAUUGGUGUACCAGUUGGGCUUCCGGCUGUUGUUACUACCACUAUGGCCGUUGGAGCAGCAUACCUAGCCAAAAAGAAAGCCAUUGUACAAAAGCUCUCGGCCAUUGAGUCAUUAGCUGGUGUCGAAAUUCUCUGCUCAGACAAGACUGGCACACUCACUAAGAACAAGCUCUCACUUGCCGAUCCUUACACAGUGCCUGGAGUCGAGCCUGAUGAUCUCAUGUUAACCGCAUGCUUAGCCGCAUCUCGCAAGAAAAAGGGCAUCGACGCUAUUGAUAAAGCUUUCUUAAAAGCUCUUCGGUUCUAUCCACGCGCUAGAUCAGUAUUAACUAAGUUCAAAGUCUUAGAGUUUCAUCCGUUCGAUCCUGUCUCCAAGAAGGUUCAAGCCUUAGUGGAGUCCCCAGAGGGUGAGCGCAUUGUUUGUGUUAAGGGAGCUCCCCUAUUCGUCUUGCAAAAAGUUGAAGAAGACUGCCCUGUUCCAGAAGAAAUUGAUACAGCUUACAAGAAUAAAGUGGCUGAAUUUGCAAUGCGUGGCUUCCGCUCGCUUGGUGUCGCACGCAAGCGAGGUGAUGGUCCUUGGGAAAUACUUGGUAUUAUGCCCUGUUCCGAUCCUCCUCGUCAUGACACUGCUCGUACGAUAAACGAAGCCAAGACAUUAGGUCUUUCCAUCAAAAUGUUAACAGGUGAUGCUGUCGGUAUAGCUCGCGAAACAUCUCGCCAACUUGGACUUGGCACCAAUAUUUACAAUGCUGAGCGCCUCGGUUUGGGGGGUGGUGGCGAUAUGCCUGGCUCAGAAGUUAACGAUUUUGUCGAAGCUGCCGAUGGUUUCGCCGAAGUUUUCCCCCAACACAAAUACAAUGUCGUUGAGAUUCUUCAACAGCGUGGAUACCUUGUUGCGAUGACUGGUGAUGGAGUCAAUGACGCCCCUUCCCUUAAACGAGCUGAUACUGGAAUUGCCGUUGAAGGAGCCUCUGACGCUGCUCGCUCAGCUGCUGAUAUUGUUUUCUUGGCUCCAGGCCUUGGCGCUAUUAUUGAUGCCCUUAAGACAUCCCGCCAAAUUUUCCAUCGUAUGUAUGCCUACGUGGUAUAUCGUAUCGCACUUUCGCUUCAUUUGGAGAUAUUCCUAGGUCUAUGGAUAGCGAUAUUAAAUCGCUCUCUAAACAUAGAACUAGUUGUUUUUAUUGCCAUAUUUGCAGAUGUUGCAACGCUGGCUAUUGCCUACGACAAUGCACCAUUCUCAAAAACUCCUGUCAAAUGGAAUCUCCCAAAACUUUGGGGAAUGUCAGUGCUUCUGGGUAUCGUACUCGCUAUCGGGACCUGGAUUACAUUGACCACCAUGAUUGUUCGCGGUCCCAAUGGGGGAAUUGUCCAAAACUUCGGUGUCAUUGACCCUGUAGUAUUUUUGGAAAUAUCUCUCACAGAAAAUUGGUUGAUCUUCAUUACACGUGCCAACGGGCCAUUCUGGUCAUCCCUCCCAUCAUGGCAACUUGCCGGGGCUAUCUUGACAGUUGAUAUUGUGGCGACUCUUUUCACACUGUUUGGCUGGUUUGUCGGUGGUCAGACUUCGAUUGUAGCUGUUGUUCGUAUCUGGAUUUUCUCUUUUGGCGUCUUUUGUAUCAUGGGGGGAGUCUAUUAUCUUCUCCAAGAUAGCGCAGGCUUUGACAAUCUCAUGCACGGUAAAUCAAUCAAGAAGAAUCCAAAGCAACGUUCUCUCGAAGACUUCGUUGUUUCUCUUCAACGCGUAUCGACGCAACAUGAAAAGUCUGGAUAA